AUCUGGGUCGUCCAGAAAUCUCCCAGAUUUUUCUGAUUUAUGAGAAAUUUUUGAACUUUAUGAACUUUCUAUUUUUGUAAUAUUUCUUCUGCUUUGUGCUUUUGUAAUUAAUUGAGUGUGGUAAAUUUUGGGUUCUGAGAAGCUGGUUUGUGGGUGAUUUUGGAUUUGUGAAUUGCUUGGGCGCCACUAUUUUCAGGACAAAAUGAUUAACAAACGAUCUUUUGCUGAUGAGGGUUCUUAUGAGGUUGCUUGUAAGCACCCUAGACAUUUGGAGCACUAUAAUGAGCAUGCUCCAUAUGUGGAUGUUUUUCAUUUUAGUGAUGCUUCCCAGAAAUUUCAAAUUCCAGAUGGUGAAGAUGAGGGGAAUUGUAAGUUUCAAGAGGGAGAAGGGUCUGCAGCUGCAAGUGACAUGGCAACUGAGGUCUCAAAUGACACUUACAAAGAACUUGAGACUGGUGCUUCUGGAAGCAUGGCCAAAUAUUUGGGGGUCAACAACUGUAUUGUUGACGCUAAUGUAAGAUCUGAGUCAGAAGCUCAUCUUUCAUUAUUCCCUGAAUUUUUCGGACAUGUAAACCAAUUGAGGGAUAUACUUCAUUCUGACAAGAUCUGUUCAUCUCCUGUUGAUUAUUCUCCUCAUAACCUAGUUCCUGUCGGGCCUGAGCAUCAAGCUUAUGUUCCAGACUUGGGCCAUGAGGGUUCUCACACUUCAGACAAUCUGACUGACUUGGAUUCUCAACCUGAACGUCCUUUGGGUGUUAAUGAGGAAAAGCGAAUGGGUACCUGUGUCCUUUCUAUGCCUGACCUUGAUGCAUCUACAAACUCUUUCUGUGAAGAUUUGGGAGCCAGAGACAACUGUAUGUGUGCUGAUUCAGGUUCUGUAAGAUGUGUCAGACAGCACAUCACAGACGCUAGGCAGAAAUUAAGGGAAGACCUUGGACAUGAGCUUUUUGAAGAGUUGGGCUUUUAUGAAAUGGGGGAGGUGGUUGCAGAGAAAUGGAGUGAAGAGGAAGAGCAUCUGUUUCAUGAUGUUGUUCUCUCUAACCCUGCAUCAUUGGGUAAGAAUUAUUGGCAUAGUCUCUCUAUGGCUUUUCCUUCACGAACGCAUAUGGAUAUUGUCAGCUAUUAUUUUAAUGUCUUUAUGCUCCGGAGGCGUGCUGAGCAGAAUAGGUUUGAUCCACUAAACACUGAUAGCGAUGAUGAUGAGUUGCAAAAAACUGAAUUUGGACUGGUGGAGGAUGAUGAGGAGCCUGUGGUGGUAUCUCCUGUUAAUUUAGAUGCUUCUGCUAAUAAUCAGGAAGACCGCUUACGGGAUGGCCAAGAAUACAUUGAAGAUGCAGAUGACAUAGAUGGUUAUGACGAUGCUUCCGUGGUUUGUUGCAAAGGUAUAAAUGAGAAUGAGGAGGGUGAUCUAGAUGACGGCACAAGAGCAUCUCAUGCUGGGAAUUUCCCUGGUGAUGGUGUCAGAGCUGCUGAAUCUCAGCUUUUGUGUAAAACUCCUGACACUAAUAGGGGGGACUAUGAUAUUCAAGAUGAUUCUUGCACAUCUUAUGACUAUCAGCGAGACAGUUAAUUGAUAGUACCAUGGGAAAUCAUGCAAUAGACUGCAGUGCAGGAUGAACAUGCUGCGUAUGCAUUUGACUGAACCUAUUUGCUUUUUUGAGUCAAUAAGUUCAAGAAGCAAAGGGAAGCCGAGGAUUUUCAAACUGGUUCCAUUACGAAGUAGAUUUCGUUCAAUGUCUUCAGGUAUUGGAAGAUGGGACGUUGCUACAGAUAAUGGAGAUUGCAAUGCACGUUGUGUCCAUGGGUUGGGGUGAUCUUCAACAGAAAUGAAAAAAGUCUGUUGCGAAGAUUUUCGCUAUCUUUUUGCUGGUAUUGAAUUCACAUGAGGUUCAUGUUACAGCCUGAAGGCUUUCUUUGUUUUCUUUUGGUCACACACAAAAAGAUUACGGUUCUUAUUAACACUAUCUGAUGUAAAUGCAUACCAC
This is a messenger RNA of Fragaria vesca subsp. vesca, 1985 nucleotides long. RefSeq lists its product as uncharacterized. The transcript is spliced from 3 exons. Lineage: Eukaryota; Viridiplantae; Streptophyta; Magnoliopsida; Rosales; Rosaceae. The record is from RefSeq and is a predicted model, not a curated record. Bases 203 to 1570 code for a protein of 455 amino acids.